UGAGGCAUAGACUUAGGUCAGCUGACUUCAUUUCUAUCAUUGGUCUUGUGAUAAGUUGUGAACCUCCGCCAUUCUCGGUCCGUCUUUUCCAUCUUUCUCGUCCUGCAAAGAAUUAAUAAUUCAAAAUGAGCAAAAGCGGUUUGAAGACAAUCGCUGAUGAGGAUAAGGAGGAGAAGUUCGGAUUCGUAUUCGCCGUAUCCGGUCCCGUCGUCACGGCGGAGAAAAUGUCCGGAUCGGCUAUGUACGAGCUGGUGCGUGUCGGGUACCACGAGCUGGUCGGAGAGAUCAUUCGUCUUGAGGGUGACAUGGCCACCAUCCAGGUAUACGAAGAAACAUCAGGUGUAACAGUAGGUGACCCCGUACUGCGUACUGGCAAGCCCCUGUCUGUAGAGCUCGGUCCCGGUAUCCUCGGCUCCAUUUUUGACGGUAUCCAGCGUCCAUUGAAGGACAUCAACGAGCUCACACAGUCCAUCUACAUCCCCAAGGGUGUCAACGUACCUUGCCUUGGACGUGAUGUCACCUGGGAAUUCAACCCCUUGAGUGUUAAGGUCGGUUCCCACAUCACCGGAGGAGACUUGUACGGUAUCGUACACGAGAACACACUGGUUAAGCACAAGAUGUUGAUCCCACCCAAGGCCAAGGGUACCGUCACCUACAUCGCGCCACCCGGCAACUACAAAGUCACUGACGUGGUGCUGGAGACGGAGUUCGACGGCGAGAAGGAGAAGUACUCCAUGCUGCAGGUCUGGCCCGUGCGCCAGCCGCGACCCGUCACCGAGAAGCUGCCCGCCAACCAUCCGCUACUCACGGGCCAGCGCGUCCUCGACUCUCUCUUCCCUUGUGUCCAGGGUGGUACCACGGCCAUCCCCGGCGCCUUCGGUUGUGGCAAGACUGUCGUCUCACAGGCUCUGUCCAAGUACUCCAACUCCGACGUCAUCAUCUACGUCGGGUGCGGUGAACGUGGUAACGAGAUGUCUGAGGUACUGCGUGACUUCCCCGAGCUGACGGUAGAGAUCGAGGGCAUGACCGAGUCCAUCAUGAAGCGUACAGCACUCGUCGCCAACACCUCCAACAUGCCUGUAGCCGCCCGAGAGGCUUCCAUCUAUACCGGUAUUACCCUCUCCGAGUACUUCCGUGACAUGGGUUACAACGUGUCCAUGAUGGCUGACUCGACCUCUCGUUGGGCUGAGGCUCUUCGUGAGAUCUCAGGUCGUCUGGCUGAGAUGCCUGCUGACUCCGGUUACCCCGCCUACUUGGGAGCUCGACUGGCUUCCUUCUACGAGCGUGCCGGACGAGUGAAGUGCUUGGGUAACCCCGACAGGGAGGGCUCCGUGUCCAUCGUCGGCGCCGUGUCGCCGCCCGGAGGAGACUUCUCCGACCCCGUGACGGCGGCCACGCUGGGUAUCGUGCAAGUGUUCUGGGGUCUCGACAAGAAGCUCGCGCAGCGCAAGCACUUCCCCGCCAUCAACUGGCUCAUCUCCUACAGCAAGUACAUGCGAGCGCUCGACGACUUCUAUGAGAAGAACUACCCCGAGUUCGUGCCCCUCAGGACCAAGGUCAAGGAGAUCCUACAGGAAGAAGAGGAUCUUUCUGAAAUCGUGCAGCUGGUCGGUAAGGCAUCGCUUGCCGAAACUGACAAAAUCACCCUCGAGGUCGCCAAGCUGCUUAAAGACGACUUCUUGCAACAAAACAGCUACUCGUCGUACGAUCGUUUCUGUCCGUUCUACAAGACCGUGGGCAUGUUGAAGAACAUCAUCGCAUUCUACGACAUGUCGCGACACGCCGUGGAGUCCACCGCCCAGUCCGACAACAAGGUCACCUGGAACGUCAUCCGUGACGCCAUGGGCAACGUACUCUACCAGCUCUCCUCCAUGAAGUUCAAGGACCCCGUGAAAGAAGGCGAGGCUAAGAUCAAGGCAGACUUCGACCAACUCCUGGAAGACAUGGCAGCCGCCUUCCGCAACCUCGAGGACUAAACGUCACCUCGGUCGCCAUCACCGCACCAGCCCACGCCUGCCUCUACUUAAUGUUAGGAGAUCGAAACUACUGGCGUGGUCGCUCUAACUACACCAUAGUCGACAGUGCUACGCGAGAGCGUAUUGUUAAUACACUAAAUAGACAUAAAUAAAUGUGUUAAAGUCUACGUAGUGUGAAUAGGAUUAAUUAUAUUAUUACUCGUAUUUCAAUGCAGAAUUCGUAAUUCCAAUUGUUGAAAUUGAAAGGAGCGCCGCGCGGCAGGUCGCCGGACGCCCCGCUCCAUUUGUAAAUACACGAACAAAUGCCGGCGGCCCGCCGCGCCAACGCUCGCAGUUAAUUAGUUGUUAUUUAUAUAAAAAUAUAUACAUACUAUUUAUACACUAACAAUCAAUUAUUUUACGCCCGUUUGUACUUCGCGUGUUAAACAAAUCAUAAUAUCGAGUACCCUCUUGCAUUCCACGUUAUUAUUAGAGUUUAAUCGAAGUAACAUGUUUUUGUUGAAAAAAAUAAAAGCAACAGUUUUUUUACGCUUUUCGUGUCUCGAUAUCAGUGUUACCAGCAUUUUGAUGUACCGGAAAUGUAUAAGAGUUCAGUAUUAUGUUUACUUUGAUAGUUCUCGCUGUAUUAGCUAGCGGCGUGUCUUGUACAAAAAAUCAUGCGCUAUAAUAACGUAUAGUUACUUGCUGUUUGAACCUCUGUGAAGUUACGUGUUGAGGAGACGAAAGUUAUAAAUAAAUACAAUAAAGUGUA
Molecule: messenger RNA, 2727 nt
Organism: Spodoptera litura
Lineage: Eukaryota; Metazoa; Arthropoda; Insecta; Lepidoptera; Noctuidae
Product: V-type proton ATPase catalytic subunit A
Biological process (GO): ATP metabolic process; proton transmembrane transport
Cellular component (GO): lysosomal membrane; proton-transporting V-type ATPase, V1 domain
Molecular function (GO): proton-transporting ATPase activity, rotational mechanism; ATP binding; ATP hydrolysis activity
Source: RefSeq, a predicted model, not a curated record